UUUAAAUAUAUAUUUUUCCUUUUACUUCAACCCUAAAAAGAAAUACCUAAAAAAGAAAGUUUCCGGUUUUCUGAAUUUGGCGCAAGAUCCACUUCCAUUUCUUCCUCUCUCUCCUUCAUCGUCUUCCAUAUCUCUACUCCCAACUAGAUCAAUUUGGCCCUCCACGCCGCGGCCGACGCUUUUAUUCUUUCACGACUUCUGGCUCUGCUGUGCUCUUUUUUCUUUCUUUGACGAGCGUAAGAGAAAUAUGGGAGAAGGAGAAAUCCUAGAACAAAGAAGAUCCCUGUCAGCUCCUCUCAUCUUCUUCAUUGUCAUUUUCUUCCAAUUUGCCACCAAACGGCUCCAAGAUUUAAAGAAGGGAGCAUCCAAGACUGACAGGGAAAUUCAGCUUCGUGGAGAGAUUAAGCGGCUUUUGAAAGAGGCUGCCUCCUUUUCGCAGCCGUCUACAUUUGCACAAGCAGCUAAGCUUAGGAGGUUGGCUGCUGCCAAGGAGAAGGAACUUGCAAAUUAUCAGGCACAACAAAGCAAAGAGGUGAAGCUGUCAUUUGAUUUGUAUCUGAAAGUUUUAUUCAUCUUAAAGGUCGUAACUCAUGUUGUGCUAAUCUUCUGGUUUUGGAGGUCUCCCAUUGCUUCUGUGUCUCAGCAAUUUGUGCAACCCUUUGGAAAGGUGUUAUCCUGGAAGACUGGGGGUUCUUUAAACAACAAUGUCAUGAUGGAGGUUGGGAUCAUACCCUGGUUGAUAUUGUGUACCAGGGUUAGCAAGUUUGUCUGUCGACUCGUCAAAUAGAACAAGGGGCUUAUCUAACAAUAUGCUUUUGGAUGUUUGCUCUGCGUGAUGUAGUUUUGAUUUUGAAGUUGUGAAUUAAAAUCUAUUGUAAAAUUCAUUCAUUUUAUUUAUCAAGAAACAGAAGUGAUAAAAUUUUGAUGUGUCUUUUUGGUCAUUUUCGUAUGUUUUUAAUUUCAAUUUUAUUGUUGGUUCAAACAUGAAAACUAUGAAAUAAAUAUACAUGGUUUGAUUAUUUUCCUUUUACCCUUUUUUCAUUUAUUAAUUAAUUCCGUCUGUAUUCUUAUUUUCCUCUAGUCUUCUUCCAUUUUAAAUAUUGAAAUCUUCAGAGCUAGACGCUACCUCUCUUUGCAUUUUCUGAAUACUGACUAGUAGGAGUAUUCCUUUUUAAAUUUAUUAUUUUAAUUAAAUAAAAAAAAAAGAGUUCAUUUCAUUGGAGAAUUGGAAUAGCUGUUAAUCUGUUACAACCGUCUGUCUGUCUCUGUCUGUGUCUGCCAACUUGUUCGGAGUAAAUUUUGGGCCGUCGUUCGUUCAAAUUUGAAAAGGCCCAGCUCGACAUGCAUAUUUUUUUGGAUUGAAAAUCCAAUGUUUCAAUCAUGUUUGUUCUUAACACCGCCGCCCCUCAAUUUUUAGACCGGCGUCUGAAAUUACUCAUCAACAGCUUUUAAGAUUUAGCUCUCUCAUUUUUCUUUUUGGCUUACUGUUUUCUUUCCCUUUCUAACUCCAAACAAAAUCACACCAUCUUGUCUGAAUUAUUAUAAUAUCAGUGUGGGUAUAUAAGGAUUUGAAAGUGGUUACUUUCCUUCAUUGU
Durio zibethinus is the source of this 1595-nucleotide messenger RNA. The record is from RefSeq and is a predicted model, not a curated record. NCBI's taxonomy places the organism in Eukaryota, Viridiplantae, Streptophyta, Magnoliopsida, Malvales, Malvaceae.